AUGGUCAAGGAAGUUGUCAAACUCUCCUAUUGCGAGUUUGAAGCAUUGGUACCGAGAACUGAACAAGGAGGUGCGUUCUCCAACCAUUCGUUUGAGAUCAUGAGCGGUUUCUCCAAACGUGAAGUCGAACGAGGACUGGAGGAGAAUCAUGUCUGUGUAUGUCUUCAGUUCAGCCGGGCUCAGUUUGCGGGUGAGAGGUCUGACUUUCCAUGCGUCAUUCUGGGACUGUAG
Messenger RNA from Mesocestoides corti, 231 nucleotides. The record is from the annotation of a GenBank genome assembly. NCBI's taxonomy places the organism in Eukaryota, Metazoa, Platyhelminthes, Cestoda, Cyclophyllidea, Mesocestoididae.